This is a messenger RNA of Synchiropus splendidus (mandarinfish), 3089 nucleotides long. RefSeq names its product tripartite motif containing 3b (gene trim3b). Gene Ontology annotation, biological process: negative regulation of translation; proteasome-mediated ubiquitin-dependent protein catabolic process; protein polyubiquitination. NCBI's taxonomy places the organism in Eukaryota, Metazoa, Chordata, Actinopteri, Syngnathiformes, Callionymidae. The record is from RefSeq and is a predicted model, not a curated record. Gene Ontology annotation, molecular function: translation repressor activity; protein binding; ubiquitin protein ligase activity.
GAAAUGGCGGCGCGGGAGGCGGCGAGCUCCAGCCCUGUGGUGCGGCAGAUAGACAAGCAGUUUCUGGUCUGCAGCAUCUGUUUGGAUCACUACCGCAGCCCUAAAGUGCUGCCCUGUCUGCACACCUUCUGUGAAAGCUGUCUUCAGAACUACAUCCCUCCAGAGUCCCUGACGCUCUCGUGUCCCGUCUGUCCACAGACUUCCAUUCUGCCCGAACAAGGAGUGGGCGCUCUUCAGAACAACUUCUUCAUCACCAGCCUCAUGGAGGUCCUGCAGCGAGAGCCCCAGUGCUCGCGAGCGGAGGCCUGCAGUCUUCUGGGGUCAGUCAGCGCCGGCGCUGCAGGGAAACCUCUCUGCUGCCCAAAUCACCAGGGCAAGGUGAUGGAGUUCUACUGCGAGUCCUGCGAGACCGCCAUGUGCGCGGACUGCACCGAGGGCGAGCACGGCGAGCACCUGACUGUUCCUCUGCGGGACGUCGUGGAGCAGCAGAAGGCGGCGCUGAAGACACAGCUGGAGGCCAUUCACAGCAGACUCCCGCAGCUGAGCGCAGCCAUCCAGCUGGUGAGGGGGAAGAAUGACGCCGUGUCGGAAAUCAGCAGAAGCUUCGAGGAGCUGGAGCGGGCUCUGCAUCAGCGGAAGAGCGCUCUGGUCAUGGACCUGGAGAGCAUCUGCAGCAGCAAGCAGCGGGUGAGUGGCGGCUGGAGUGCGGGCGGGCCCAGGUGACUCUCCCUCCAGGCGCAGCUCUCCUCGCUCCUGCAGGGCCGGGAGCACAUCCACAGCAGCUGCAGCUUCACCCAGCAGGCGCUCAGCCACGGAAGUGCCACCGAGGUGCUGCUGGUUCAGAAACAGAUGAGCGAGCGGGUCACGGCGCUGGCGAGACACGACUUUCCGGAGAGACCGCAGCAGAACGCUCAGCUCACCUGCCAGGUGGAGAGCGAAGGUCUGCGUCGGUCCAUCCAGAACCUCGGCGUGCUCCUCACCACCGCGGCGGUGGCUCACACGUCCGUCGCCACUGGGGAGGGCCUUCGCCACGCCGUCACUGGGCAGCACCACACCAUCACCGUCACCACAAAGGACAAAGACGGGGAGUUGGUGCGCACAGGCAACGCCGUCCUGCAGGCCGACAUCACUUCUGCGGACGGAGGCCGAGCGGCAGAGCCUGAAAUCACCGACAACAAAAACGGCACUUACGAGGUGAGCUACACGCUGCGGGCAGAGGGAGAGUACUCCUUCUCUCUGACGCUGUACGGCCAAGCCAUCCGAGGAAGCCCCUUCCGCCUGCGGGCCCUCAAGCCGUCGGACGUCCCCCAGUCACCGGACGUCGUGAAGCGGAGGGUGAAGUCUCCCAGCGGCACCGGGGGACACGUCCGGCUGAAGGCCGUGCGGCGGCCCUCCAGCAUGUACAGCGCCACCAAGAAGAAGGAGAACCCCAUUGAGGACGAGCUCAUCUACAGAGUGGGUUGCCGUGGCAGAGAGAAGGGGGAGUUCACCAACCUGCAGGACAUCUCGGCGUCCAGCAGUGGCCGGGUGGUGGUGGCCGACAGCAACAACCAGGGCAUCCAGGUCUUCUCCAACGACGGCCAGUUCAAGAUGCGCUUCGGAGUCAGGGGCCGGACGCCGGGGCAGCUCCAGAGGCCCACUGGCGUCACAGUGGACUUGAACGGGGACGUGGUGGUGGCCGACUACGACAACCGCUGGGUCAGCAUCUUCUCCUCUGAGGGGAAGUUCAAGAAUAAGAUCGGCGCCGGACGGCUCAUGGGUCCGAAGGGCGUGGCGGUGGACAAGAACGGACACAUCAUCGUCGUGGACAACAAAGCCUGCUGUGUCUUCAUCUUCCAGUCCAACGGGAAGCUGGUGACCAAGUUUGGGGGCAGAGGAACAUCUGACCGUCAGUUGGCAGACAAACUCGGCCCAAACUAUAAUAAAUCUGGCUCCGUUUUCAGCCCCCACUUUGUUGCCGUGAACAACAAGAACGAAAUUAUCGUGACCGACUUCCACAAUCACUCAGUCAAGGUUUACAACGCAGACGGCGAGCUUCUGUUCAAGUUCGGCUCUCACGGCGAAGGCAACGGUCAGUUCAACGCCCCCACUGGCGUGGCAGUGGACGCCAACGGCAACAUCAUCGUGGCGGACUGGGGCAACAGCAGGAUGCAGGUGUUCGACAGCAGCGGCUCCUUCCUGUCCUACAUCAACACGUCAGCCGACCCGCUCUACGGGCCGCAGGGACUCGCACUCACGUCCGACGGACACGUGGCAGACUCAGGGAACCACUGUUUCAAGGUUUACAGAUACCUGCAGUAGAAGCUCGCCAAGUCCAGGUGUUUCUCCAGCCCAGAGGAAGGCUCGCCGCCGCUCAUCAUCCCCUCUGGCGUCUCCUGGACCGCUUCAUCCCUCACACACUCUGGACAUCAGCUGGUGGUCCAUGCUCAGCUGCGGUGGCAGUGCCAUGGAGAAACGCUUCCUUCAGCACGUGCAUCACAUGAGUGGCGGGCGGGUUUCUUCCCGCUCGGCUGCUUGCCAAAGACUGUCAUCCAUAAGCCCAACAGGAUCAUGAAAAGCAGCCAGCCUGGUACCAACACGAGCCACGGCGCCUCACCUGUGGACUGUGUGUGGCACUAUGGUCAACACUGACUGGGAUGAGAAUGACCGGUCGUUUCUUGAGUUUACCAUGUUUUUCUGCUGAAACAUCCGCCUCAGGCUGUGUGAUGGAAGUGACGGGACACUGAGCAGCUUCUGGUGAGUGGGUUUCCCGGGCGACACGCUCUCUGCACUGUUUGCUACUCACACAUCCCUCAGUCUGCGUUCUGGUUUUGAUUUGUUCAGUCUCUGCGUGAGGUCCUUGGGCGGAGCCACACUUUCACAUGUCACAUGACUCGCAGCCCCCAGUCAGUCAGAAUCUCUGGCCCCGGCCAGCUACAUGAGUGUCAAUAUUAAAGGAUCUGAUCUGUGGAGCUUUGUUGUUCCGCUCAUGCUCCAUCCCGAGCCCGAGGUUCCAAGGUCACCUCAUGAGUGUUCGGCUUCAAGGCCGCGGCUGCUUUCUGAAGCGACCCAUCCUGACCCAGUGAUGAGGGCAGCAGGGGGCGCCAACA